Molecule: messenger RNA, 1055 nt
Organism: Alternaria alternata
Lineage: Eukaryota; Fungi; Ascomycota; Dothideomycetes; Pleosporales; Pleosporaceae
Exons: 3
Source: RefSeq, a predicted model, not a curated record
GUCGAAGUGGCUAUGUUGUGAGAGCUAACUGCCCUGGAGUCAGCAUUACCAUUUCUUCAUCGUGCACGCAGAGUUCAUUUGUAUUCUGUGCUGCUUAUCUAUAAGAGCACAUAUCGUAUCGCGGGCUAUUGCAGUCAACAAACAACGAUGGUUUUCGCAUUCGACCCUAAUGUUAUUCGGGACAGACUGAGGACGGACAUAGGUUUGCGAAAUCUUUCAAUAUAUGCACAAUGGUACGGCGCGCUCAUGAGGGAUCGUGAUAAGCAACUGAUCAUCAUAGGGUAUCUGUAACUGCAGCGACCUUAUUAUACUUGCCCACAUUCUACGCACUUUACCGCUAUCUUGUUAUCCUUGAUAGCGAUGAAGUUCAUGGCUUUAUGUCAUUGCUUGAUCUUACUCUGGACUUGGGCCCCUUUAACCUUCUGUUCCCUCUUGUUAUUCUAGGGGUGGAACUUCCUCAUUAUAUCCGCCCUCAACCACUCCUAUACUGGUCAACAGCCACGUGGCUUGCGAUGCCACCUCGUUAUCUCUGCGAAUUGUUGGCUCUUGAACAUGAGAAUCCUUUCAAUAUCCCCACGAAGAUCAGAGUCGCAUCGGUUGUCGUCUUCUUUUUCUGCCUGCCCACGCUUAUGAUCACAUUGGCAACCUUAGGAAUCCUUCUUGAGGGGUCAAGGUUCAUACUGCCAAACAUACUGGCAGGGAGGGUUCUGAUCAAUCUUCUAUACUGUAUACAGCUGAGCCUCCCUGCUGUAUCCUACAGCUUCUACAGAUUCCGAGUUGAAGGUGGUUUGGUUAACGGGUUCAUGAGUCUGCUUUUCUGGUUCUCAGCGUGCCUGUUCGGCGUAGCAACCUUGCUGUAUAUUGCUGCAAGCAGAAGACGACACUUUUAUGUAUCUAGUACGUUGUUGGGAGGAAACGGCAUACAGCCCAUGGUCCUUUGGCUGCCGGGAACAGGACCGUCUCAUCAGUCUGUUGGGAACGAGGCUCAAGAGGGCACGAUCCGGCUAGUGUAAGAUGUAUGCAGCGAAAAUUGUCUGUAGCAAGAAUUCAAUAGA